AUGGAUCUUAGUCACGUGGGAAGUCGCCAUGUUCCGCCCUCCAAGCGACGACGUUAUCUAUCCACAUCAGCUCGGGCAUCCCAAGCAUGCCAAGGCUGCGCAGUGUCCAAGGUCAAGUGCGACAAUCUCAAAACAUGUCGACGAUGCGAACAGAGGCAGAUCAAAUGCGUUCGCUCUCCCCCUAGCCGUCUGCCGUCGCUAGAGGCGGACUCUCUCAUUGUUGAGGUAUCGUCGCAGCCGCCCCAAUCUCGGAGUGCGCGCAAGACACCGCCUCCUGGAACGGGGACAAAGGCUCUCCCGCAGCAUGUAAACGAGCAGGGCUCAUUGAACUUCACACCGACAUGUAAAUCAUGUUUAUUGCCGGACUGGGCGCAAGGAACCGUCCAUUCUGACGUAUCCGACUGCUUUCGCCCUCUGGCCCCGACCUCUUCGAGUUCGGCACCAUGGUUACAUGCCAACGAUCUAUUUAACAUAUGGAACUCCAUCCCUCCUCCUCAAACUGAGCCCUUGAGUUCCGAGACCCUGCUCGACCUGAACUUCCAAGAAUUAGGAACAGAAGCCCGCGGUUCCGGCCCGGUACCUGAAGUCCUUCCCAAGAGUGUCUUCAUCAAUGUCUCCGAGGUGACGGCGGAGGUAAAACGCACCUUCAAUCUGUCGCUUGGAUCCUGGAGGCCCGACGAUACGGAUUACCUUCUCGCCGACGAGCUGAGCUUAUUCGUACGUCCACACGAAAAACUGCGCGCUGAUGAUAUUCUCGGUGUCUACGACAAUACCAUCCUAUGGGAGCGUCUCACCGAAGACACCCGCGAUCAAAUCCUACUUAUGACUCAAAAUAUUUCCCAGGAACGGUCCGGCGCUAAUCUUUCUUCCCGGAGGACUUUUCCUGCCCUGGACGUCUUGGACAAACUGCUCAGGUUCUUCCUAACCCUACACAGGGCGGAAUCAAUUCCCUUCAUUCACAUCCCAACCUUCCGUCCGUCAUUCAAUGACCUUGUUCUUGUGACAGGGUGUAUUGCUGCAGGCGCAGCACGGUCAAAAAAUCCGAGAGCUCGCAAAUUUGGCCUGGCCUUGAUGGAAGUAGUACGCCUUCAGAUCGCUCGAGAGUGCAAUCGGACUAUGAAUCGGAUUCUUCAGCUGGCGAACAUGCAGGCCUUUGUCCUGCAAGUCAGUGUCGGCCUGUCGAGCGGCGAUGCGCGGCGCCGUGACAUGGCCAGCUCGUUUGUUGGUCUGAUUGUAAAUAUGGUACGGCAGGGCUACCGCUUCAAAAAAGCGGCUUACGAGGAGGUGGAGGCUCCUUCGUUCGAGGACACCCCCAACGCCCUGGAAAUGAAAUGGAGAAAAUGGGUUGAGGAAGAAUCGUUCAAGAGGGUCGUGUAUCGCCUCUUUGCAUUUUGCACGCAUGAAGCUUCCCUCAAGUCUACGAGCUCGGCCCUCUCUUUCACUGAGAUUUGCACUCCGAUUCCUGCGACGAAAGACCUCUGGCAUGCACCCAGCGCUGCCCAGUGGAGAGACUUGUACCUCUUACGGGUGGGAAACGUUGGAGCUAGCAGUGCCAAAAACAUCAUCACCCUCCUUGACUGCCUCCAACGGCCAUCGAUCUUUCAGGAAUUCCCGUCAUCCCUAGACCGCGAACUCGCAUUCAACGCCGUCCUUUAUAGCACUAUGAACAUGAUACAUGACGCUUACAGUCACCGUCGCGCUUUGGAAGGUGCGAUGUCUGCGGAAAUCAUGUUGGCGAUUGGCUCAGAAACGCCAUCAAAUCAAGAACGGCACAUUCUAAGACUGAUAUAUGGGACACGAUCCAUGUGGGACAUCGGUGCCCUGAAGCAGUCGGCCCCGGUGGCAGUUUUGCUCGAGCUUACGUCCAUGAGAUCCAUCACACCGCUUGAUAAGAUGGAAAUGCUCUUGCACAAUAACGAUAAGGACGCCUCUUCCGACUCUUCCAGCGCUCUACAGGAGUGGACAGGGAGCCGAGCUGGGAGAAAAGCCGUUUGGCACGCUGGUCAGGUCAUACGCUUCAUCAGACUGGUCGAGGACUCUGAGCUAGAGGAUUUCCUAGCUGUCGCGGUGUAUCAAGCUGCGCUUUGUCUCUGGACAUAUCGGGGCUUCUGCCAAGAGCCAAACGCUACAUGGAAGCCCUGA
Molecule: messenger RNA, 2142 nt
Organism: Ilyonectria robusta
Lineage: Eukaryota; Fungi; Ascomycota; Sordariomycetes; Hypocreales; Nectriaceae
Exons: 5
Coding region: 1-2142 (713 amino acids)
Biological process (GO): regulation of DNA-templated transcription
Molecular function (GO): DNA-binding transcription factor activity, RNA polymerase II-specific; zinc ion binding
Source: RefSeq, a predicted model, not a curated record